Messenger RNA from Nakaseomyces glabratus, 420 nucleotides. It is a transcript of the gene BUR6, whose product is annotated as negative cofactor 2 transcription regulator complex subunit BUR6. The record is from RefSeq and is a predicted model, not a curated record. Gene Ontology annotation, molecular function: protein heterodimerization activity; RNA polymerase II general transcription initiation factor activity; core promoter sequence-specific DNA binding. Gene Ontology annotation, biological process: transcription by RNA polymerase II. NCBI's taxonomy places the organism in Eukaryota, Fungi, Ascomycota, Saccharomycetes, Saccharomycetales, Saccharomycetaceae. Gene Ontology annotation, cellular component: nucleus; negative cofactor 2 complex.
AUGGAUAUCAAAGAGAUAACGACGGGUGACAGUGAAGUGUAUGGUACUGUUGGCACGGAGGUGGGAGCCAGUGUUGGUGCGAGUGCAGAGGUAAGUGCAGAGGCUAAGGAUGAGACUACGGAGGUGUUUGAGAAGAUAAAGACGCACUUCCCACCUGCGAAGGUGAAGAAGAUAAUGCAGUCGGACGAGGACAUAGGUAAAGUAUCGCAGGCGACACCCGUGAUAACUGGCCGCUCGCUGGAGUUCUUCAUGGCGUUGCUGGUCAAGAAGAGCGGGGACAUGGCCAGACAGAGAGGCAUGAAGAGGAUCACCGCAGAUGUGCUGAGAGACACAAUACUCGAGGACGAGCGCUUCGACUUCCUGCGAGAGAGCAUAUGCGCCGGGUACAAGGGCUACAAAGAAGACGAAGAGAAAGAAUAG